AAUAGAAAAACUAGAGUCACAGGCAAGAAAAAUCCUACACUCCUUCAAUGGCUAUGAGCAAAGCUAAAACCCUACCCGAAGAAAUCGUAUUUGACAUACUUUCCCUGCUGCCUGCGAAAUUCAUAGGCCAUUACAGGUGCGUGUCAAAGCAAUGGCGCAAUCUUCUCUCAGACCCACAAUUCAUCAAAGCUCACCACAUUAUCCAUGCCCACAAAAAAGAAGAAAAACUCAUUUACAUCUCUGUUUCUCAUGCUCUUCACACUAUCACUUUUAACCAAAAUGGAACUGAUGCCAUUUCAAAAAAGCUUAAUUUUCCGGAGCUGCCAGAUAACUGGCUAAGAGUUAUUGGCUCAUGUAAUGGCUUGGUCUUGGUGGUUAAUAGGCAAAAGAUUAAAUAUCUGUUUAACCCCACAACUUUAAAGUACCAUAGAAUUCCAAAGUUGCAUUUGGCUCUUCCUGCAGCAGGUACCUGUGCAAUGUCUGGUCUAGGGUAUGAUUUUGCUACUGAUGAUUAUAAGGUUGUUACUCUUUCUCGAUAUAUUGGAUAUGAAUGGACUGUUGACAGUACUUUUAUCGAUGUCUACUCUGUGAGAAUGGGUCUAUGGAGGAGACUUGAGUGUAUACCUCAUGAUCAUAUAGCUCAUCAUGAUUUAACUCAUGCUAACGGUUCUGGGGUUUUGGUAAAUGGGGCUUUGCAUUGGAUGGCUAGGAAAGCUCCUAUGCUGCAGUAUUCAUCUAUAAUCGUUGCUUUUGAUUUAACUUCUGAGUCAUUCUCGGAGGUGCCAACACCUACUGUUUUUGGUAAAGGUAAUUUGGGGUGGUAUAAUCUUGUGGCUCUUAGAGGGUGUCUUUUAUGUAUAUUACUCAUGGGGGCAACGAAGUUGAGCUUUGGAUAAUGAGAGAGUACGGAGUUGAGGAUUCUUGGACUGCGUUUAGAUUUAAAGGACCAAAUUCAGUGAAUGGUUUCAUACCGUUGUGCUUAAUGAGUAAUGAUGAUUUUGUACUAUCGGAGGUGAUUGGAGAAAAGUUGAUUAUCUGCAAUAUGAAAGAGGAUCAAUGGAGGGAUAUGAUGGUUGAUGGAAUAACUUCUAUGUUGAAAAGAACUGGAUACUUCAUGGAGAGUCUUGAUACUUUAUUGUUUGAUGCAAUACUCUAAGAUGAUGCUGUACUCAGGAAUUAAUCUACUGCAGCAGAAUAGAAGUUAAGCUGAUGUAUACAAAGCCUUAUCAAAAGAGAGUUGUAUACAAAGGCCUGGAUCUCAAUAUAUUUUAAUCCUAAUAGUGGUUUGUAUAAUGUGAUGAAGUAUACAAAGGUAGUACUUGAGACAUGCAUUUGUGUUUGGUAUAUUUUGAAGUCUGCAAAGGCAAUACUAGCAAUGUUAGGAGAAAAUGUCGCUUUUGAUUAAACCCUUAUACUUGAGAUUUGAUCGUUGAUCGUUCAUAUCUCAGUUGAGCUUUAAUAGAUGAUCUGAGUAGCGAUAAACGCGCAUUUAACAGGUUGUUUUACAUAAAAUCUUCUCCUCUUGUGAAAGAAAGGAUUAUCGUUCGAAUUUCAGUAAACAAAUUUUUAGCUUUGCAAUGUUUUAUUAGCAUAUCAAAUUAUUGUGCUUCCCUGUCGUAUU
Molecule: messenger RNA, 1621 nt
Organism: Nicotiana tabacum (common tobacco)
Lineage: Eukaryota; Viridiplantae; Streptophyta; Magnoliopsida; Solanales; Solanaceae
Product: F-box protein CPR1-like
Molecular function (GO): protein binding
Source: RefSeq, a predicted model, not a curated record